AUGGCUCCUACCCUCCAAAAGGAGGCCAAGGAGCUUAGAGAUGAAAGUGAUGGUAGCAAAAGUGAUCGUCAUUGCAAGAGACCUUCGAAGAAAGCAAAGGCAUUAGAGAAGGAACCAGAAAUGGUUCUUGAUGAUCUGUUAAAAUCUUUUGAUGAAAAUGUAAUUAGUGCAAAGAGCGUUGAUGAUUCUAAAACAGAGGCACCUCAUGCUAACUCGGAUGUGCAAUGCUUCUCUGAAGAUGAAAAAGUAAAUGAAGUUUCGAAAGAUGAUGAUUUUGUGGAGAUUUCUGCUGAGGAAAUCAAUGAAUCUGACAAAUCUUCUCUGCCUACUGAAGACUUGGAUGUUACUGAAAAGAUGGUGAAGAAGAAAACACACGUGAAUAACUCUGCUGAAGAACUGUCUCUUCCCCACGAAAAUGUGGAAGAAGAAACUGAAGUUGAUGGAGAUGAUGCCUUGAGCAGUGAUGAAGAAUCUUUGGAAGUGAAAGACGAUCAAGAUGAAAAUGAUCAGAUUCCACAACCGGAAAUGUAG
Messenger RNA from Cucumis sativus (cucumber), 531 nucleotides. RefSeq lists its product as uncharacterized. Lineage: Eukaryota; Viridiplantae; Streptophyta; Magnoliopsida; Cucurbitales; Cucurbitaceae. The record is from RefSeq and is a predicted model, not a curated record. Bases 1 to 531 code for a protein of 176 amino acids. The transcript has 3 exons.